GUCCAAUCAGCGCAGAGGCAGCUCUGCUUCCGGGAUGCGUUUGGUGAUGUGGCUCAGCUCUGAAAUCCACCGAGGAGAAACAGGACAGAAAUCCCGGACACGUUGACCCGAGAGCCGCUGACACCGGGCCAUCUUGAUGUUCAGCCGCCUGGCCAAUGUCCUCCAGGAGCUCUCCGGAGAGGAGGGCCUGGAUGGAGACUCACAGGGUACGUUGGUGCCUCAGCUCCCCGGCGGGGAGGGCCAGGCUUCGGUAGAGACUGAGGUACCUGAGGAGGCCAUGGAGAGGCUGGCUCACCUGGAGCAGCUGGUGGUGCAGCUGAAGGAGCUCAUCCGAGACAAAGACACUCAUCUUGUCCAGAAGGACACGGAGUUGGCCAACAAAGAUGCUCAGCUCAAGAAUGAAAAGGAAGAGGCCGACACUCGGUUCACCAAACUCAAACUGCAGGCCAAAGCUAAGAUGGCCUCCCUCAACAAACAGAUUACUGAUUUAAAAGGAUCUGGAGGAGGCACACUGAGCCCAGACAGCUCUUUCACCGGAGCUGCGGUUGAGGAAGAGCUCCAAGAACUGAAGAACAAGCUGAGCGAGGCGGAGGCCAACAGCAGGGAGCUCAGGCAACAACUGCAGGCCACCGAGCAGCUUCUACACGAGAAGGAAUCUGCCCACACUGAACAGUUGCAGAAGAUGCAGGCGGUGGUGUGUGAGAAGGAUGUGCGAUUCCAGGAACAGAUUCAGAAGCAUGAAGAAGAGCUGAUGAGGGUCACACUGCAGUCUCAGAAUGACGGAGAGCUUCAGCAGGCUCUGCAGGCAGCCCAGAGGCGCUGUGAAGAGCUCGAGGAAGCUUUCAAAUCUCGCUCCCAGGUGCUGGAAGUGCUGCAGGAGGAGGUGAACAGUGCAGAUCAGCAAAAACAGAUCUUGACUGCUCAGUUUCGGCAGAUGGAGCAAGAGCUGGCAGAGGCCGUGAAGCUGAGGGAGGAGGAGAGGCAGCAGUGGGCCGAACAGACCAGCAGGGCCGAUGUAGAGCUCGCAGCCCUUCGAUCCAGCCUUGAGGCUCUGGAAAUGGAGAAAAUGGAGGUGACAAGGCAGCAGAGCGAGCUGUUCUCCCUGCGAGAGGCUGAAUGUCUUCGUCAGGAGGCUCUGGAGAUGGAGAAUAUGGAAGUUGCCCGACUGGAGAGAGAACUGGUUCUGAUGAAACAGGCUGAGCUUGCAGCCGUCCAGGCGAGCCAUGAUGCUUCAGAGAGAGACAAGGCAGAAAUAACUCGCCUUGAAAGUGAACUUGCAUCAAUGAGAGAGACGGCAGUUCACGUCAGCGAGGAAACCGAAGAGAGGGAGAAGUCAGAAAUAGAAAAAUUAGAAAGAGAGCUGGCUUCUCUUAAAGAGGAGCAGGAAGAUGCUCAGAAGAAGGGGGAGGCCUUGGUUGAAGUUUGGAGACAUUUACAAGCUUUGGCUCCAGAUGACGAUCAAACCUCUGAGGAAAACGCCGUCCCUGCCGACCUUCCUCUUCUCCUGGACACCGUGCAGUCGAUCAACAACCAACUGACGAGGCUGAAAGACAAAGAGAGUGAGAGUGAGGAGCAGCGUGCAGAGCUCACCCACACCAUGGAAACCCUUCAGGAACAACUCGACAGAAAAACCACAGAACAGGAGGAGGCCACGGCCAAGAUACAGCAGCUGGAGCAUCAAAUUAUUACAUUUUCUGAACGAGGUGAAGUGACUGAACCGUCAGCACAGGAUUCAUCUGAAGCUGAAAAGGCACAAAUACUGGAACUGGAGCAGCAGCUGUUUGAAAAAGACAAUGAGCUGGUGGCCCUGCGAGAAUCCCUCAGACUGGCUGAAGACCACAGCUCCAGUCAGGUUAUAUCAAGUGAGAUGUACCAUCAGACUCCAGAUCAGGAUCAGGUCGCCAGUUCAGCCGCCUGUGACAGCUCUGAAGCUCCUCCUCACCUAAUGGAGGAUACACAAGAUGAAGAAACCACCUUAGUUGCUGAGGACACCUCCGUUCUCUCCAUGUCUGCUGAUACUGAGAGCAGCCCAGAGCUUAUCGGACACCCGUCUGAGUCCCCAGAAGAAUCCAAAGGGACUUCCUCUGACGAGAUGGUCGCCAGUAGUGAUUCAGAGGUGGCCCACAGCAGCUGGACCCUCCUGGAAGCUAUGAAUCAAGAUGGAGGCCAGGAGUGGCCCUCCCUCAUGCAGGACUUCGGCCAAAUGCAGCUGCAGUCAUGGGAGGCGACGAGCAUGGAGCAGGAAACCUCCACAGUUCAAGUCGAAUCCUCCUCUGUCAUCAUCCAAGAGACGGUGCAGGUUCAUGUAACUCAGCAGAGUUCUUCCCCCUCAGAUGCUAACGUGCCCUCUGGCCAGGUGUUUGCUCAAGCCUUAGCAGAGGAGCUCCAGAAUAGGUACAGUGAACUUCAGGCUGAGCUGCAGCGGCUCAGAGAGGACGCCGCAGAGUCACACGAGAAAAUCAGGAAUCUGGAAGAAGAAGCACAGUCUCUUAUUGCCGCAAAGGAAGAGGCAGAGUUUCAGGUCAAUAACUUUGCAGAGGAGCUUAAGAAAACCAGACUGGAGCUGGAUGAGGUUUCCCUGCAAAGUAGCUCAAUGGUGGAAAAGCACAGCAUUGAAAUGCAGCUUCUAGAGGAACAGAUGGACAUUUUGAAUGUUGAAAGUAAAGCCAAGGAGGAGAAGAUCCAGAGCCUGCAGACCGAGUUGGAAACAACCCACAGUGCUCUGUCAGAGCAGGACAGUCAGGUGAGGAUGCUGAGCGCUCAGCUGGAAGACACCGAACUGCUCUCCUCUCAGCUAGAAAAGAGGCUGCACGAUAUGGGAAACAGCGUGUUGGAAUGCUCCCAGACAUCAGACCUCAACAACGAGUCUCUGUCAAUGAAGGACUCAGAGAUCAGUGACCUGCAGCUUCGUCUCAGUCAGAAAGAGCAGGAGAUGUCGGAGCUCAAUGACAGUAUGUCCACUAAACUGCUUCAAGUAGAAGAAGAGAAGUUCCAGGUCGACAGUGAAGUCAGUAAAAUGAAAGAGCAGAUCGUGGAACUUGAGAAAGUGAGAGAUGAGAAACAGCAGGUGAGUCGUGAAGAUGCGCCCACUCAUGUUGAUGAUGAGCUCGGUAGUUUGCGAAGGCAGAAAGGAGAGAUGGAAACCCAACUAACAAACACAAAGAAGAAGCUGCAGGCUGCACUUGUGCAACGGAAAGAACUCAUGAGGAAGGUCGCUGACUUUGAGAAGGCAGCAAAAACGAGGAAAGAGCAAGAUGAGUUAGUGAAGGAAGAAAAUCCUGCAAAUGAUCCAGAAGAAGAAAAAACAAGAGAACAAGAUAUUAAAGAAAUGGAGACUAAACUCCAGGAGCUCGAGGAAGCUUUAAGGUCUAAAGAGGAGACAGUUGAAAGUCUCAAGCAGAAAAUUUGCCAACAAGAUCAAGUCAUUGCUGAGACACUCAUCCUGAACAGAACACUAAGCAAAGACGCUGAAAACACUCAGCAGGCGUCAGACAUUUCCUCUGAAACGACUAAGUUACAAUCCCAAGUGGCCUCUAUGAAAGCAGAGUGUGAAACGCUUCAAAAGAAGGUUCUCGAGGCUCAGGAAUCUCGCAAAGAAACCAUCCGCAAAGCGAAAGAGAAAGACCGACACCACCGCGAACAACUGAAGCAGCAGAAAGAAGAAUACAACGAGCUGAUGGAACGUUUUGACGCACAGAGCGGAGACAGAGAAACCCUUAUGACUGAACUGAGGGAUUUGGAAGAAAGAGUGAGCACGGAGAGAGGGAACCUGCCUCAGAAAGCAACCAAACAAAGAGCUGAGAAGCAAGCAGCCGGCGAUUGGGUCCAGGAGGACUGGGUGGACUUUGCCGCAUCGGAGUCUGAAUCAUUACAACUACAAACCGGUGAUCCAGCUCAGCCUCCUGCAGAGCCGUCUGACAUCCACUCCACACAAAUAGAGGAAUCUUUGAAAGCUCUCAGAGACGAGAUCCGGACUGUGCGCAUCGCUAACUCAGAGCUAGAGAAGCAGCUGCAGGAAACUCAGGCCGGUCUGUCACUGAAAGAGGCUGAAUUGCAGGAUUUGGGCGACGAGCUGCAAGCGCUGAGAGAAAAAGAAAAACAGAUUGACGCGCUCUCAGAGGAAAUUGGUGAUCUUCGGGAAAAGUAUUGUCAAGCUGAGUCUCAUGCAGAAACCCUAAAAGCAGAGAUGAAAGCUACGACCAAAGAGGCGUCUGCAGAAUCCACGGCCUCCAUCGCAAAUCUUCAGGCUGAAUUGGAAGACUUCAAGCAGUUCAUCGAAAACAAGAACCACGAGAUAAUGGACCUGAGUCAGCAGCUAAGUGAGCAGAACGUUCUCAUUCACUCAAUGCAAGAUACAGUGUCUCAGAAGGAUCAACUUAUCGAUUCUUUACAGACAGAAUUAAAGGUUGAGCAGGAGAAAACCCAGAGGUUAGAGGUCGAGGUUCCACUGAAGCAAGAGGAAGAAAAAGGCAGCGAGGCAAAGAUCCAGCAGCUCCAGCGAAAACUUCAGGCUGCUCUGAUCUCUCGCAAAGAGACCCUGAAAGACAAUAAAACCAAGAAGGAGCAGCUAGCCGCGACCGAGAAGCUCAUGGCCGAGCUGCAGCAGAAACUGGAGUCGGCAGAAGAUGAGCUGGAGAAGCUGAGAGCAGAAAGGCUAAGGCUGAUCGAGGAGGUCGAUCGUAUGUUACUUGAGAACCAAAGCCUUGGAUCGUCCUGCGAGAGCCUCAAACUGGCCAUGGAAGGCAUAGUGAAUGAGAAAGACACUUGUAAGAGAGAAGUGGAGUUGGCGCAAGAAGAGGCCGCCAGGGUGAGCAGACAAUGGGAGGAGAAGGUUCAAGGCAUGAAGGACGAGUACGAGAGUUUGCUCAAGUCUUAUGAAAACGUGAGCGACGAGGCUGAGCGAGUGAGGCGCGUCCUGGAAGCUGCCAGACAGGAGAGACAAGAGUUAGCUGCCAGAGUGAGGACAAAUGAGGGGAAAAGGCAAGAGGCUGAGCGGCAGGCGGAGGAGGCGCAGAAGGAGGUGGAUUCGGUGAAAGACAAAAUGAGGAAAUUUGCCAAAACAAAGCAGCACAAGAUUAUGGAGUUAGAGGAGGAGAAUGAAAAACUUAGAGAGAUGCAGGAGAAGCCCGUAAGAAAACGAGGGGACCACACUCACAAAGCUGAGGUUGAAAGACUUGAAGAAGAGAUGGAGGCUCUGAAAGUUGAGCUGGAAGCCACAGCUGCAGAGAAACACUCUUUAGUGCAGCAGGUGGAGGAACUGAGGGAGCAGCUUGGCCAAAUAAGAGAGAAAGAGGAGAGUGAAAUCCAAGUGGCUCCACUAAGCUCUGCUGCAGUUGUAGAAGAGGUGGUCACUGAACAGAAGUCAGACACAAUCAUGGCCAAAGCUGAGCCUGAUGAGACUCAGUAUGAAGACAAAGAAAUACAAGAGGAGACUCCAGAUGAACAAAUAGUUGCAGCGUCUGCACCAGAAACACAUUUGCAGCCCACAGAGGAGAAAGAAAAGGAGGAAAAGACAGAAAGUGUUAGUGCUUUGUUUGAGGCUAAAAUGAAGGAGAUGGAGGCAGCUGUUAACACAGAGAGAAGUCUGUGGCACGAACGGGAGGCUGAACUCAAAGCUGAACUGGCCUCUCUUGAGCAACAGCUCCAGGAAAGUCAAGAGGAGCUGAGUCUUAUGGCUACUCUAGAAAAAAAUCUACAAGAAAGUAAAGAUAGAGAAAAGAGUCUGAUUGAAGAGGGUUCCCAGAGAGAAAUUCAAUUCAAAGACCUCCUCCGAAGCCUCGAAACAGACAAAGAUAACCUGGAGGAGCGUCUGAUGAACCAGCUCGCCCAGCUCAAUGGGAGUAUUGCUGGUUACCAGCAAGAGACGGCCGACAACCGGGAGCACCUGACUGAACUUCAGCGGGACCUGGAGACGUUGGAGAGGGAGCGAGCUGAACUCGAAGCCGAGGCUCAGAGCGAGAGGGACCGGGCGUCCCGACUGGAAGAGGACAUGAGGCAGGCCCAGAGAGAGAGAGACGAGGCGGAGGCAGAGUCUGGUAAGCAGAGGGAGCUGGAGCAACAGCUGAGGUCUGCACAGAGGGUCCGAGAAGGCAGCCAGAGCCGAGCCCGUCAGCUGGAGGAACUGCUGAGGGAGAAGCAGCGGGAGGUGCGGCAGCUGCAGAACGACAGCAUCCACUACCAGGAGAGGAUCAGUGAACUGGAGCGGGAGGCGAAGGUGCUGCUGCACAGCCACGACGAGCUCGACACCAAACUGGAACAGUCCCAGCUGGAGACUUCCACAACACGAGAGAGCCUGAAGAGGACCGAGGAGGAGUUGGUUAGCUGUAAAUCUCAAUUGGAUGACGUCCAGAAACAGUUGAGCGAGGCCUUAGCUGAGAAAACAACUUUAGAACGAAGCGCCAAGCAGAAAGAGGCCUCGUUAAAGGCUGAGGCGGAGCAAACACUAGACUCUGUGAGGCUCAGGCUGGGAGCUGAACUGAAGGAGACUGAGCUGAGGCUGGAGGAGGCCUACAGAGACCAGGAAAAGGAAGAGGAAGCAACUCAGGAGGCCAGAGGGAUGGCUAAGGGAGCGGAGAGACGAGCCCAAGAGAUGCAAGCCCGUCUAGACGAGUCUCUGGCCAGGUUAGCCGCCUUCUCACGCUGCAUGUCCUCACUGCAAGACGACCGGGACAGAGUUUUGGAUGAGGCCCGGCAGUGGGAGACUCGCUUUAAUGAUGUACUGCAGGGUAAGGAGGCUGAAGUCCGGGAGGCUGAAACACAAGCCAAGAACCUGGCAGAGCAGCUUCAGAAAGAAACUGGACUGAAAGAGGAACUUCAGCUUUCUGUGGACAGACUACAGAAAGCAGACAAAGACUGGCAGCUCAGACUGGAAGAGGAGGAAAAGAAAGUCGCAGAGAGUCAAGCUGUCAUCGAGGAAGAAAAGAGCAGGCUUCAAAAAACAACAGCAGAGUUGACGUCUGCACAAAAUGAUGUCCGUGCUUUGACAGAAGAGCUGGAGGGUCUUCGUCACCGAGUCCAGGCUCUGGACGAGGCGGUCGGCCGGCUGCAGGGCGAAGUCGACAAGGCCAGGACUGAGCUGAGGGAGAGGGAGGGAGAAGAGAGGCGGCUGUGUCUGAAUGUGGAGCAACUGGAGACAGACCUGAGGUCCUCGAAGGCCCUCACCGAGAGCCUCCAGACUGAGUUACAUGAGAAGGAAAGAAGAGAAGUGGAAAUGCUGGGGGAGAAGGAACAAGCUGUUGCUCAGGCUGCUGAGGAGGCUAGAAAAGAGGCGGACAGCCGGGCACACGAAGCUGAGAAGGAGCUGGAGCAGAGGAGAGAAGAAGUUCGGGAUCUGGAAGAAAAACUGCGAAACGUUGAGGAAGAGAGCAACAACAGAAAAACCCGGCUGGACUCGUUCAUGAAAGCCAUGGGCUCCUUACAGGAUGACAGAGACCGAGUCCUCAACAUGUACAAACAACUGGAGGAGAAACACCUGCAGGUCAUGUUGGAGAAGGAUGUUCUGAUCCAGGAAGCAGCGGCGGAGAACAACAGCCUGAAGGAGGAGCUGCGCUCUCUGCUGGUCCAGAGAGACGACCUGUACGCUGAAAAGGGCAAACUGGCGGCUCAGCUGGACGGCUACAGAGAGGAACUUAACCAAGUCCUGGGCAUGAAGGACUCCCAACACAAACAGCUUCUGGCAGCGCAGAGAGAGCGGAUCACCUCUCUGGAAAGGGAGCGGGAGGUAUUGGAAAGUCAGUUAAAGAGCGUGAGCAGCGCCAGAGAGGCGGAGGUGGAGGCAGUGAGGGUGGAGAGGCAGACUCUCAGUCAGGCUACUGACAGUGGGACAGUGUCUCAGGUGAUAGAUGCUCCUGGUGCAGAGGUGGAGAAGCUGAGAGAGCAGCUGCAGGCGGCGAGAGAACAAGUGGAGGCUCUAGAGGAGAGCCGAUCUAAGGAGCUACAGGAGCAGAACAGCAACAGCAAAGAGCUGGCGGAGCUGCGAUGGGAGGGAGGCGUGAUGAGGACCGAGUCGGAGAACGCUCAGGAGAGGGUGGCCGAGCUCGCCCGAGACCUGAUGACCAUCGAGCAGAAGCUGUUGGAAGAGAAAGAAGCGACGACGCUGCUGAGAGCGGAGAACCAUUCGUUUGCUAAAGCCAUGGCCUCCCUCCAGGACAGCAGGGACCAGGCGAUAAACAAGGCCCAGGAACUGAACCUGAAGCUGGAGGAGGUGAGCCAGGCCGGGGGCCCCGUGGUACCCAGCAGCCCCGGAGGCUCCACUGGAGAAGUGUGGGGCCUGAAGAACGCACUGCAAGCCCUUCAAAACGACAGGGAGAGAUUGCUGGAGCAGCUUCAAGCUCAAACGUCUGAGAUGAAGAAGCAGAAGUUGGAGCUGGCGCGGCUGGGAGCAGGGGAGCUCAUUAAAAUCAGCCAGGAGCUGUUUGAGGAGAAGAUGAAGAACGAAGACACGCUGGGCGUCCUCACGCAGCUGGAGAACAUGGUGGAGACGGGCAAACAGGAAAUAGAGACUCUCAGGCUGGAGCGCAUUGACUGGAUGGCUCAAGCGGAGCAGCUGAAACACCAGACCCUCACCACGCUGUCGGAGAGGGACCACCAGCUGAGACAGCUCACCGCCAUGCUGGAGGAAGCUCGCACUCACAGGCCCAAGCUCCAGCAGGAACACUAUCAGAGAGAGGGCUCUGAGAAAGCGGACAGUCCUCCUGGAGCCCCCCAGGAGCGAAGCAGCCAGCUGGACAUCCACACCUACAUGGCUGAGGUCAAAGAGCUACAGCGGAGGCUGGAUGAGGAGACGCAGCAGAGGAUGGCGGCUGAGGAGCAGCUCAUGGCCGCACAGGAUGGACUCAAACGUCACAGCCCGGCCCAAUGGCACUCGGACCUGGAGGGGGAUCAUUCAGAGACGUCUGUUUUCAUCGAGCCGCCAGAGGGAGCUGUCAAACGGAGUCGGAGAGGUGGACCGGGCUGGAAGCGGAUGCUGCGAGUGGCCUUCUGUGCUCGCCAGCGCACGCCCCUGCUGAUCAGCCUCUAUCUGCUCACCGUGCACGUCCUGCUGCUGAUGUGUUUGGGCGGAUUCCUCUGAAACCAGCUGGCAAAUCUGACCGACAACACACAGACCGAGAGGAAGGGAAAGAAAAGGGGACUUACCCGAGGCCAUCGAUAUGUUUUAUAUUGUUACAUGUAAUAAAUUAAAGGGUGCGAGGCUCUUCUACACACACACACACACUGCACUUUACAGGAAUUUAACGUUUAGCCAAAGUAUAUAGAUUAAUGGUUUUUAACCAUUUUGAUGACUUUGGUGUAUGACAUGGUUUCCAAGCAGAGAGGACAUAAGGGACAAAGCUUGAUUUCCUCCUUUACUUUAAUCUGCGGUUUCGAGGGAUAAAAUAAUGAUAAUCAAGUAUUUUGGCAGAUGGUUUCCUCAUGUGCCUUCAGAUGGGGAGAGAAACAAAAAGGGUCAAACUGUAUGUGAAAGCAAAAGUUGGAUAUUUUGAGAAAUGUCCAGAAAGAGAAAGUUGGGUACCCCAGUAUGUCUGUUCAGAAAGGUUCAGAACUUUCAGAGAUUAAACCGUCUUCUGUCCUCCGU
This is a messenger RNA of Pleuronectes platessa (European plaice), 9574 nucleotides long. It is a transcript of the gene golgb1, whose product is annotated as golgin B1. Gene Ontology annotation, cellular component: cis-Golgi network; membrane; endoplasmic reticulum-Golgi intermediate compartment. Bases 137 to 9070 code for a protein of 2977 amino acids. NCBI's taxonomy places the organism in Eukaryota, Metazoa, Chordata, Actinopteri, Pleuronectiformes, Pleuronectidae. The transcript is spliced from 20 exons. The record is from RefSeq and is a predicted model, not a curated record.